UAGGGAGAGUUUUAUUUAUUUAUUUUUAACCGCAUUAUACAACCUGUAAAUAAGCAAAAAAAGAAAAAUCCCCCUUUGUCUUUCUCUUCUCUCAUCACUGUCCGUUGGAUCCAGCCCGCAUUUAUAUAGGCAGAGCGUUUCCCCAUUUAUUUCUUCUUUUUUUUUUUUUUUGAUUCUUUUAUCUGGGGUUGUUCUGUUUAGACCGUCCCACUUCUACUUCACUCCGAUGCCCAUCUCAUCCUUAUGAUUUAGAUUUCUGUCUUAAUCUCAAUAUCAAUCCACUCUCAGCCUCUUCCUUCCAUUUCCAGGAUUUCUUUUUCUCCAGCUUCUUCACUUUACUCUCUUAGCUUCUUCUACAAGUACAAGGAAAAAGGGGAAAAAGGAAUCCAAAGUUAAGUUCGACUCUGAUUCUGCAACGGUUCAAACCCUUCUUUUCAAGUAUGGAUCUGCUUCUUUGACAGAAUUUAUUCUUGUUAAAGCAGGCUUUCCUCUCUUGUUUAUUUCUGCUACUAUUUUCGUUACAAACUCAAAAGAAUGCCAUUAAUUUGCUUGAAUGCAUUACUCAAUACUCUCAUUUACAACGCCAACUGAGUUGCAUUGUAAAUGAAUUUCAAGACUUCCAAGCAUCCAUGGUGCUUCUUCCAAGUCUCGCGCUGCUUGUUCCAUUGAUGUGCUUAUUCUGCUUCCCACCAACUCUCAUGGCUCAAUCUAUUAAUCCUAAUGCCUCUUCAAUAAGCGCCGCCAGAGCCCUUGAUGCUCUUCUCCAAGACUAUGCCUACAGGGCCUUUGUACGUCCUCGGACAGGAGUGCCCUACGAUGGGUUUGUUCCAUCUAAUUUGAGUGGGAUUAAGAUUGCAGCAAUGAGGCUGAGGAGUGGUAGCUUGAGGAGAAAAGGUGUGGAAAUGUACAAGGAGUUUGAGAUCCCCAUUGGAGUUAUAGAGCAGCCUUAUGUGGAAAGGCUUGUUUUGGUGUACCAAAACUUGGGCAAUUGGUCUGAGCUAUAUUAUUCGCUUCCCAACUACACUCUCCUGGCUCCUGUUCUGGGUCUUCUUGCUUAUGAUGCUUCUAACUUAUCAGCUACAAAUUUGCCAGAAUUGGAUUUUAGGGUAUUUGGGGAUCCUAUAAAAAUCAAGUUCUCAGAUGUGCAAUCCGCUCCAAAUGGGUCAGUUCUUAUGUGUGUUUGGUUUGAUUUACUUGGUAUGGUCAAACUCAGCAACUUGACAUCAGGCAAUGAAUGUUCUACCAUCCAGCAGGGGCAUUUUUCUAUAGUUACUGAGUCUUUUCCUCCACCAACGCCACCACCGCCACCGCCACCGCCAACGCCAACGCCACAGCCACCGCCACCGCCACCGUCAACUGAAGGUGAAGAAAAGAAGAGUAAUAAAAAAGUGUGGAUAAUUGUUGGUUCCGUUGUGGGUGGAUUGGCAUUGCUGGCAUUGUUGGCAUUCCUGGUACUGUGGGCACGCAAAUGCAAGCAGAGAAAGAAAAUGCAAGAGAUGGAGAAAGCUGCAGAAGUGGGAGAAGCCCUACAUAUGACCUCGGUUGGGGACACAAAAGCACCAUCGGCAACAGUUACUCGGACUCAACCAACUCUUGAGAACGAAUAUGUGCCUUAACUCCCUUCCCUCCGCGUUGUACAAGCAUUUUAUUAAUCAAAGUUCAAUUCAUGUAUUCAGAAAUUCUUCUUGUGCUCACAGCCUCACACCUAUUUUUCCUUCUGGUGGUUUGUUCUUGGUAGCCUCUUGGUUGUAGUGUGGGUAAUAUAAAGAUUUUUUGUCUAGGUCUGUUAUUAUUGCUCACAAAUAUUUUCACAGUUUUAUGAUUCAUUGUGGUGUGCAUGUAGCCAAAAGUGAUUCUAUUCUAUAUGUUAUGAAUUAUUUAGUUGUCUCAUUUGUGACGAAUAAAACCUCUUUUUCUUCUUGCAGUGCAUUGUUUUUUUGGAUUUACUUUUGUCUGUUCUAUGGAAUGUAGGAGGAAGAUUGCUUUGUAAUCAAAGCAAGCUGAUGUUAAAGCUUGGCUCCAACUGGCAUUGAUUUGAGGCAAAUGUUAGGCUUGGUCAUGUGUAGCUCGAGUUAAAUUUUUCUGUUAUCGGUAAUUCUCAUAUACUCUGGCUAUAUUUUUAGGUUAGCUGUGCUGCAGAGAACUUUAUUCCAAGUUCUUCCAUUUUAGACAAUCUCGGUAACCUUCUGCAUUCUGUGAACAUUCCUAAAAGAUGUUUUUUUCUUUCACAAGGUGGAUGAAAUAGAGACAAAUGUUUUUUCUUUCUUUCUAUGAAGGUAGGUCUGAUUCUGAAGAAGGUUAAUCAUUUCCAAGGGGAAUGAUUCUAGAAAAAAAGGAAAAUAAAAAACAGCGUUAUAUCAGUAAGAAAGUAAGGUAUAAGACGUGGAGGAGGUGGAGCAGACUCCAAGACUUUUCCCCUUAAUUGUAAUCAUGGCAAGGAUUAGGAACUUUUGGAACCCAUCUUCUUUGGUAGAUGCGAUUUGGUCAUUUAUAACAUCUUUAAUUACUUCU
Molecule: messenger RNA, 2511 nt
Organism: Durio zibethinus
Lineage: Eukaryota; Viridiplantae; Streptophyta; Magnoliopsida; Malvales; Malvaceae
Cellular component (GO): membrane
Source: RefSeq, a predicted model, not a curated record